Sphaeramia orbicularis (orbiculate cardinalfish) is the source of this 1071-nucleotide messenger RNA. It is a transcript of the gene cdk2ap1, whose product is annotated as cyclin dependent kinase 2 associated protein 1. The record is from RefSeq and is a predicted model, not a curated record. Gene Ontology annotation, cellular component: nucleus; cytoplasm. The transcript has 4 exons. NCBI's taxonomy places the organism in Eukaryota, Metazoa, Chordata, Actinopteri, Kurtiformes, Apogonidae. Bases 219 to 545 code for a protein of 108 amino acids.
CCAAACCUAGUGCUCGUGUCCAACCAUGUGGCCGUGGGGACUGAUGGGACAUAAAGACCGCUGAUCUGGACUGUGGUCUCAUCAGAGUGAAAGAAGAGCGGGAUUCCUUCAGAAUACCAGCGGAGCCUUUCUCAGCCUCAUCCUCCAUUCUUCUUCUUCUUGUAUUUGUUUGGGUUCAUGUAUGAGCUGUUUAGGUUCACAUCUCAGUAGACGAGACAAUGGAUGCGCCCCCACAGACAAAGCCAGUUGGAAACCUCCAGUCUUCCUCAGCAGCCGCUAACCUGGCCACGUUGCAGUCCUAUAGGCCCCUUCUGAGUGACUAUGGACCACCUUCUCUGGGAUUCUCACAGGGUACCACUGGUAGCCAAGUGCCUCAGAACAAAUAUGCAGAGCUGCUGGCCAUCAUCGAGGAGCUUGGAAAGGAAAUCAGGCCCACAUAUGCUGGAAGCAAGAGUGCAAUGGAGAGACUGAAAAGAGGAAUAAUCCAUGCCAGAGGACUGGUACGUGAAUGCUUGGCUGAGACUGAGAGGAACGCAAGGUCCUAGCUACUACGACAUGAUCCUCCCUGCAAGAACUAGAAGUGUCCGUAUUAUGAAAAAAACAACUUGCAUGGCAUUUCCUUUGAGGAGGAAGUAACUGAAGAAAGGAAUGGGAAAGGAAAAAAAUCAGUAUCACAGCUCAUGUCGUGAAGGUUUCUGGAGGGUCAUUUAAAUCAUACAGUAUGUGGAUUAUUGGAGUUCAAAAGAGAGGAUAAUGUGUUUUUACCCCCACUUUGGGAUCUUAGUUUUGACGUCAUAUUUAAAACCUUGAUUUAUGCAUGCGAAAGGGCCCGUGGGUUAAUUGUAGACACUGCAUGGCUUGUACAGGGGUAGAUGGAAAUAAUUCUUUUUGAUAGUAUUUGGUCUGUUUUUCAGACCCUUAUAACACACAUGACAGAGUGAGUGAAGAUCAGAGAUGUGCCAAAUGCGUUGGUUCAUUCGUGUUGAAGUUGGUUUUGGUAUAAAAAGGAAAAUGCUGUUACUUGCAUCUUUGUAUGUAUUUAUUACUCAAUGUAAUAAAUUGUAUUUUCAA